UACCCUUACCCGUGCAUCCGACAUUUUCACUUUGUCUCACUUGCAAUGAGAGAUAACGCGGUUUAUGAAAACGUCUUGGAGAUGGGGAAAGAAGGAAACACCUUGUUCCUUGACAUGGGUUGUUGCAUGGGUACAGAUGUUCGCAAACUGGUUCUCGACGGCUAUCCGGAAGGAAACAUUGUUGCAGUUGAUAUCCGCCAGGAAUACAUUGACAUAGGGCACCAGCUCUACCAUGAUAAAGAUACUUGCAAAAUCCGCUUCUCCUCGGGGGACGUUUUUGACAUUCCACUUUCAUCGGCCAUCUCGGCGCAAUCUAAUGUUUCGCUGAGUGCAGUCGUGCACUUGUCACAGCUUCGGGGCUGUAUAACGCAUGUGUAUACUGGGGCGCUAUUUCACCUUUUUGAUGAGGCAACCCAGUAUGCGAUUGCGCUUCGACUGGCUACUUUGCUUGAAAGGACAAGAGGAGCGAUGGUAUUCGGAAGACAUUCGGCGUUGGAGGAGGAGGGCAUGAUUGAAGAUCCGAUGGCAAGAGUACGAUAUGGCCAUUCGCCCAAGUCAUGGCCACGUCUUUGGGAAAGAGUGUUUGCCAAACUGGAUGGUGUAGAAUUUGCUGAAACUCGGGUUGUGGUUAAAGCCGAGCUGAGAGAGUAUUCUGGAUCUGCACUUCAGACUCGGAUGAUGUAUUGGUCUGUCUCCAUCACAUAA
Molecule: messenger RNA, 705 nt
Organism: Serpula lacrymans var. lacrymans S7.9
Lineage: Eukaryota; Fungi; Basidiomycota; Agaricomycetes; Boletales; Serpulaceae
Exons: 3
Source: RefSeq, a predicted model, not a curated record